Messenger RNA from Oryzias melastigma (Indian medaka), 4069 nucleotides. It is a transcript of the gene fbxl3a, whose product is annotated as F-box and leucine-rich repeat protein 3a. The record is from RefSeq and is a predicted model, not a curated record. Gene Ontology annotation, biological process: G2/M transition of mitotic cell cycle; entrainment of circadian clock by photoperiod; SCF-dependent proteasomal ubiquitin-dependent protein catabolic process. The transcript has 5 exons. NCBI's taxonomy places the organism in Eukaryota, Metazoa, Chordata, Actinopteri, Beloniformes, Adrianichthyidae. Gene Ontology annotation, cellular component: cytosol; SCF ubiquitin ligase complex; nucleus. Bases 261 to 1577 code for a protein of 438 amino acids. Gene Ontology annotation, molecular function: protein binding.
UGAUGCAUAGCUGCUGUCAAAACAACGCUUCGCCAUUUCAGGUUAAGGAGGAAUUAGGUCAGCCGAGUGGAGGUGGCAAUUAUUUUCCGUUCCGAACUAUUAUUUUAUUCUUUCUGUCGUUUAUUUAUCGGUUUCCGAUGCGUGUUUCCUGGUUCGCGCGGACGAGUUUUUCCUUGAUGGGUCCGGGUUGAAGUGUGAAGUCAGCGCUCGAGUUUCCCUGCUAACAGCUAGCGAGCUAGCUGUGUGUGUAAACAACGAGAAUGAAACGGGUGAAAGGAGGAGAGGAGGGCAGCAACGGCUGCUGCAGUAAAAGCUCGCCAGAGGCGUGCAAGAAGGUGCGGAAAGAGCUGAGCGAGGCGCCGGAGGCGGUCCUCGCCAGGGACGCGUCGGAGUACGACUGGUCCCGGCUGCCCCAGGAGCUGCUGCUGCACAUCUUCCAGUACCUGCCGCUGCUGGAUCGCGCCUACGCCUCCCAGGUGUGCCGAGGGUGGAACCAGGCCUUCCACAUGCCGGAGCUGUGGAGAUGCUUCGAGUUUGAGCUUAAUCAGCCGGCCAGCUCCUACUUAAAAGCCACACAUCCAGACCUUAUAAAGCAGAUUAUAAAAAGACACUCCAACCACCUGCAGUAUGUCAGCUUCAAGGUUGACAGCAGUACAGAGUCUGCAGAAGCUGCAUGUGACAUCCUCUCACAGUUGGUGAACUGCUCCCUGAAGACCUUGGGGCUCAUCUCCACCGCCAGACCCAGUUUCAUGGAGGUCCCCAAGUCCCAUUUCAUCUCCGCUCUGACUGUGGUGUUCGUCAACUCCAAGUCGCUGUCCUCACUAAAGAUCGACGACACCCCUGUGGACGACCCCUCCUUGAAGGUGCUGGUGGCCAACAACAGCGACACCUUGAAGCUGCUGAAAAUGAGCAGCUGCCCUCAUGUCUCCCCUGCAGGGAUCCUGUGCGUGGCGGAUCAGUGUCAUGGGCUCAGAGAGCUGGCGUUGAACUACCACCUCCUCAGCGACGAACUCCUGCUGGCCCUGUCCUCUGAGAAACACGUCCACCUGGAGCACCUGCGCAUCGACGUGGUCAGCGAGAACCCGGGCCAGCACUUCCACACCAUCAAAAAGAGCAGCUGGGACGCCAUGGUGCGCCACUCCCCCAAGUUCAACCUGGUCAUGUACUUCUUCCUGUACGAGGACGAGUUCGGCCCCUUCUUCAACGAGGAGAUCCCCGUCACGCACCUCUACUUCGGACGCUCCGUCAGCAAGGAGGUUUUGGGCCGCGUGGGGCUGCACUGCCCCCGGCUGGUGGAGCUGGUGGUGUGCGCCAACGGCCUGCGGCCGCUGGACGAGGAGCUGAUCCGCAUCGCCAAGCACUGCACCCAGCUGUCGGCCAUCGGGCUGGGCGAGUGCGAGGUGUCGUGCAGCGCGUUCGUGGAGUUUGUGAAGAUGUGUGGCAGGAGGCUGUCCCAGCUCUCCAUCAUGGAGGAGGUAUUAAUCCCCGAUCACAAAUACUCCCUGGAUGAGAUCCACUGGGAGGUGUCCAAGCACCUGGGCCGGGUCUGGUUCCCGGACAUGAUGCCCACGUGGUAGAGGGCCUCCAGCGUGGCACGUGGGGUUAGUGUUGAACAGCCUGCUCAGCUGUAGUAAACAGAGUACUUGUAGACUUUCUGUCGACACUACGGAUACUUUCCUCGCCCGACACGGAGACAGAACUCUGCGAAGCGGCUUUUCCCUUCAUUAGAGGAAAGCACACCCGCUCAUUUAGCUGUGUGGACUUCAGCUCGGCUGUGUUUAGAGAGAUUAGCGAGUGCGGAAAGUUUUCUUGUCUGAACGCGGUGGAGUGGAUGUGGACGGCGAGGUGCACGGUUGCAUGUUUUCUACACCACCUUUUGGCCUACAUUACUCCACUCAGACACCGACUCUUGUCUCUCUGUGGUUUGCUCUUGGAGAAAGUCAGCUAGGAGCAGCAUGAGACGGCUUUUGAAUCAUCAGGCGUUCCUGACGGUUCGUUUUUUUUUUUUUUUUUUCAGAGGAGUGGCUGGCGACGCCUCUUUCCACACACAAACUGAAGUUAAUGGCAGUGACGGAUAUAUGUGUAUAUAGGUCUUAAUGUUUGUGAUGUGAAGGUGUACAGUGUUUUUUUUCUUUUUUAAGUCUUUUCUGUGUGUAUAUUAGCUCAACACUAUUUUCUUGACGCUUCUGUACAGACAAACAUACGCACCUUACAUGGAAACCAAAUGAUAGUCAGGACGAGCGCGUCCCGCAGCCAAAUGGAGCAAAGCUUCUGCUGAUCGUUUAUUCUGUGGAUCACAAAGUAGUAAAGCUGUAACUACCAACUGGAAAAACGGGAUGUAAAUACGAUCAACAGGACUGUAUGAGUCUGAGAGGUACGCAGUAGUUUGCUGCCCUUUUGCGGGCGGAUCAGCUGAGCUUCAAAUCAUUUAGUUUCUUCUGCGAUUUGCCCCUCCCCUUUCAUCCGCGUGCAGGUGAGGACGCCGCUUUCAGAGAAGCUAUGUGGUAAAUCAAAUCAGUGAAACGCUUUUGUUUUCUUUUUCCUUUAAGAGGAAAGUUAAAUGCGUUUGUAUAUAUAUAAAUAUAUAAAAACGCUGUGUGUUUGAUUAUAACAAGUAGAAAUCCUUUAUUUCACCCUCUGUCUGGGUUCCAUGUCUGCUUAACCUAACGGGCUAGAGCGAAUUAUCCUUCAAUAGUUGGAGCUUUUUUUAUGCUUUAGUCGCUAAGCGGUGUAAUUUAUUGAUUUGGCAACUGUUUUAUUGGAUGACUAUGUUUGUAAAUCAAUGAAAGGAAGCAGGAUUUUUUCUUUCUUUUUUUUUGUUGCUAAAGGUGCUUGGAAAAGUCCCGUCCUGCAGGUUUACCGAAGUUUGUGUUGCACCUGUGGGUUUGUCUGUGCAAUCAGAUGAUCUGAUCAAAAAUCAACACUUUAAUCUGGGAAAUGUUGGAUUGAUUAAAGAAAAGUGGGUAGAAAGUGCAUUUCAAGGGUUGAGCUUCUAGAAUUACAUGUUAUUCUCCAUCUAAGUUUUUUUUUUUUUUUUGUCUGAAAGCGUUUUAAUAGAUUAUUAAAACAGCAGAAAUCAAUAACAUACAAAGCUGUAUGUUAUGUAGAAUUGUGUAAAAACAGAUUGUUUUGCUACCGUACAUCAUUCCCUGACACUGAAGUUCUGCUCUGCUCUCCAGGAUGUACAGCAGUGGUGUCAAACAUACGGCCCACGGGCCGUAUACGGCCCUUCAUGAAGAGAAAAAAUAUAAGGAUGUUUAAAAAAAAAAGCAAGUUUCUAGCCCAUUCCUGUGGCAAGUUAUAGUUCUUUAAAGAAAUGGCUGCAAUGCACAAUUCUAUCACUAGGGGCAGCAAAGGAAAAGAAAGCCGGUAUAACAAGAAAUAACCAGCAUUUCUUUGCCACAUCUGGGUAACAUGCAGUUUGGUUCCCUGCCAGCCUCACCGCUGUUAAGUUGCUAUAAAAAUGAUCAGACGUGACACCACGAUUACCAAAAUGUCGAGGUCAAGACUAUAAUACUUGGUGAUUAGGCUACUAGGCUGUUUGAGGCAUUUUUUUCCACAAAAAAACAAAACGAAGCUACAGAUUAGUUGACCACAGGCUUAUUUUACUAUUACGUUGCUGGUCCGGCCCACUUCAGAUCAGACGGGUUGAAUGUGGCCAGUUUGACACCCCUACUGUAGAGCCUCUGGAUGAGUUCUCUCCUCUUCAUCGCACUUUCAUGCCGUCGGUACAGACACAUAUCAGCUAAACGCUUUGUAAUCAGAAAUUCUUCAUCUGCAAUUUGGAUUUUUCCUGUUUGUGAAUGAAAAUAUUCAGUCAGUGAAAAGGUUCAAGUUGCAGAUGAGAAGCAGCAGGUAUUCAAGUCAUCUUAAUCAAACCCCUCAUCCAUAUUUGUUUGGAAAUGUCUGUAAUAAAUAACUAAAUCAACAGUUAACCAGCGCUGAUUGUGACGCCCUUUUAGUUUGGCUUCUGUACUCGGGAAAAAUGUUUAUUUUGCUUUACUGGACACUGGUCUGAAUUGACAUACAAACAUGUGGUCUUAUAAUGAAAUAAAAUGACGUGAAUGUA